AUGUGCACCGGGAGCUGUGCCAAGUGCCUGGGGGGCACCCUCAUCCCCCUGGCUGUGCUCGGCUUCCUGGCCAACAUCCUCUUGUUUUUCCCUGGGGGGAAGGUGAUAAACAACAAUAACAACCUGUCGGAUGAGGUCUGGUACUUCGGAGGCAUUAUAGGAAGUGGAGUCCUGAUGAUAUUCCCCGCGCUGGUCUUCUUGGGCCUGAAGAACAAUGACUGCUGUGGCUGCUGCGGCAAUGAGGGCUGCGGGAAGCGGUUUGCGAUGUUCACCUCCACCAUAUUUGCCGUGAUCGGAUUCUUGGGCGCUGGUUACUCCUUCGUCAUCUCAGCGGUCUCCAUCAACAAGGGGCCUAAGUGCCUUACGAGUAAUAGUACCUGGAGCUACCCCUUCCAGAGCGGGGACUACCUCAACAACCAGGACCUCUGGAGCCAGUGCCUAGAGCCCCCCGACGUGGUCCCCUGGAACCUGACCCUCUUCUCCAUCCUGCUGAUCAUCGGCGGAGUGCAGAUGGUCCUCUGUGCCAUCCAGGUGAUCAACGGCCUCCUGGGCACCCUGUGCGGGGACUGCCAGUGCUGCGGCUGCUGCGGGGGUGAUGGACCAGUGUAA
Messenger RNA from Castor canadensis (American beaver), 609 nucleotides. RefSeq names its product transmembrane 4 L six family member 4 (gene Tm4sf4). The record is from RefSeq and is a predicted model, not a curated record. Gene Ontology annotation, cellular component: membrane. Lineage: Eukaryota; Metazoa; Chordata; Mammalia; Rodentia; Castoridae.